GUCUCUCGUCGUCUAGACUCUAGACGCUAAAUUAAAAAUGGCGACGCCUAGUGAAGUACCGGCAGACAUCAGUAAAACCGACAUUAAGUUAACCACUGAUAAUAAUACAUCAAAAAUGGAAACAAUGGAAGUUGCUGAUACUGGAGUUGCAUCUGGUACAACAAACAAAGAUGAAUCAUCAACAAAAGAUGAAACAACAAAUAAUAAAGUAUCAGUUGAUGAAAUGACAUCACGUGAUUAUUAUUUUGAUUCAUAUGCACAUUAUGCAAUUCACGAAGAAAUGCUUAAAGAUGAGGUUCGUACAAUAACCUAUCGUAAUUCAAUGUAUCACAAUAAACAUAUAUUCAAGGGUAAAGUUGUACUUGAUAUUGGUUGUGGUACUGGUAUAUUGUCAAUGUUUGCUGCAAAAGCUGGUGCAUCACAUGUUAUUGGUGUUGAAUGCUCAAAUAUUGUUGAAUAUGCUGAAAAAAUUGUUGAAGCUAAUAAUUUAUCAGAUGUAAUAUCAAUUGUUAAGGGUAAAGUUGAAGAAAUUGUAUUACCAAAAGGUGUUGAAAAAGUUGAUAUUAUAAUAUCAGAAUGGAUGGGUUAUUGUUUAUUUUAUGAAUCAAUGUUGGAUACUGUAUUGUAUGCACGUGAUAAAUGGCUUAAAGAAGAUGGUAUGUUGUUUCCUGAUAAAGCAACAUUAUUUAUUUGUGGUAUUGAAGAUCGUCAAUAUAAAGAUGAAAAAAUUAAUUGGUGGGAUGAUGUUUAUGGUUUUAAUAUGUCAAGUAUACGUAAAGUUGCAAUAAGUGAACCACUUGUUGAUGUUGUUGAUCCAAAACAAGUUGUUACAAAUGCAUGUCUUAUUAAAGAAGUUGAUCUUUAUACUGUUAAAAAAUCAGAUUUGGAAUUUUCAUCACCAUUUAGUUUACAAGUACGAAGAAAUGAUUAUGUACAAGCAUUAGUUACAUUUUUUAAUAUUGAAUUUACAAAAUGCCAUAAACGUAUUGGUUUUAGUACAGCACCAGAAGCACAAUAUACACAUUGGAAACAAACUGUAUUUUAUUUUGAUGAAUAUAUGACUGUUAAAAAAGGUGAAGAAGUAUUUGGUACAUUUUCAAUGAAACCAAAUGCACGUAAUUAUCGUGAUUUAGAUUUCAGUAUUGAUUUGGAUUUUAAAGGUGAAUUAUGUGAAGUACAUGAAACCAAUACUUAUCGUAUGCGUUAAAUUAGAAGAAAAAAAAAAACAAAA
Messenger RNA from Aphidius gifuensis, 1231 nucleotides. It is a transcript of the gene Art1, whose product is annotated as protein arginine N-methyltransferase 1. Gene Ontology annotation, cellular component: nucleus. The coding region runs from base 38 to 1207 and encodes 389 amino acids. Gene Ontology annotation, molecular function: protein-arginine N-methyltransferase activity. Gene Ontology annotation, biological process: peptidyl-arginine methylation. NCBI's taxonomy places the organism in Eukaryota, Metazoa, Arthropoda, Insecta, Hymenoptera, Braconidae. The record is from RefSeq and is a predicted model, not a curated record. The transcript is spliced from 2 exons.